AUGGGUAUGCAAGCUCAACUCGCGCAGCUCAACGUUGCGCUCAACCCUGACGCCGUCCACGCACACCCUCCCGCCCCACCGCCAACACGCUACUUUGGCUACGGCAGCAACCUCUGGAUCCACCAGAUGGACACGCGCUGCCCGGGCAACACCCUCCUCGGAGUCGCCUUUCUUCGGGACUGGCGGUGGAUAAUCAACACCCGGGGGUACGCCACGAUCGUGCCCUCCCCGGACUCCGUCGUGUACGCGCUGCUGUACACGCCACCGCCGCGGACGAGGCCGCGCCGACCGCCACGAGGGCGUCCCCGGUCGUCGACGUAA
Molecule: messenger RNA, 321 nt
Organism: Mycena indigotica
Lineage: Eukaryota; Fungi; Basidiomycota; Agaricomycetes; Agaricales; Mycenaceae
Exons: 2
Coding region: 1-321 (106 amino acids)
Source: RefSeq, a predicted model, not a curated record